AUGAUAAUAAAAGACUCUUCUGUUCAGGCCGGCCUUCGGCUUCUGCAUGCAGCAGCUGGGACAGGAAACAUGAAGUUCAGCAUUCAAAAACGACCAUAUGUAAUGUCGAAUCAGAGCUUUACUUCUACUGAACAGAGCAGUGAGGAUAACAUGGGUCAUCAUCAUCAACAAAAUGCUGAAGGUCAUAGUAACAGUGGAACAGUGAAUACAGCAAAGCCUGAAGAUUGGCCACCAGACAUGAAGGACUAUGUGAGACGCUGUUUUACUGCAUGUGAAACUGAGGAGGACAAGGAUCGGACAGAAAAGCUCCUGAAGGAGGUGCUGCAAGCCAGACUUCAGGAUGGAACAGCAUACACUAUUGACUGGAGUAGGGAGCCUCUUCCUGCUGCUGAUCGAAACAACUGUAAACCGUCCAAGAAAAACAGUCGAUGGGAGCUUACCCAGCGUGGAGUUCCAGCAUCUAAUUCUGCACAGCGAGUUUGUGCAAAUGGGCCACAGUCUUUUAGAAGUGGAGUUUCCAGUGGGCAGAUCCAACGAGGCAAUGGAGAGGGAAGUCCAACCUCUGGAGCAGGUUCUCGGGCCUGUACAAAUGGAUAUCCAUGCAAAUUUGGAAACAGAAAUGUUUUCAUGAAGGAAUCUAGUCCUUCCUCUUCUAGUGCUGGUUCUCGCUCCAGGUCACGUUCCAGGUCACUUUCAAGAUCACCACAUAGACGUUACCGUAGAAGCAGUGGAUCCAGCUCCGAAUCGGACAGCAGUUCAUUCUCUGGCAGUGACUGCCGCGUUGAAGGACGUAGAGGAUCCCAGAAAGGACGUGGGCGAGGUGCUCAUAUGGAUCGUGGUCGGGGGAGGAUGCAAAGAGGAAAGAGAAAUGAAUAUGGGACUGGUCCUGGUAAGAACAAGAAGAAGAACUCUGCAAUGGAGUAUGAAGACCCAGAGAAGGAGUUCAAAAAACAGAAGCGGGCGGCACGAUUUCAACAUGUGCACAGUAGGAAACUCCGGAUGGAGCCAUUGGUGCUGCAGAUUAAUAACUUAGAUGCAAACAACUCUGAAAGCAUGGACUGGGAUGAACUGAAAAUAAUAGGGACCAGCCAAGAGAUAACCAAACACUAUCUGCGACUCACCUGUGCCCCAGACUCUUCAUCUGUCCGUCCUGUUGUGGUUCUCCGAAAGUCAUUGCUGAUGGUGAAAACGCAUUGGAAAACCAAUCAGGACUAUGCUUUUGCUUGUGAACAGUUAAAAUCCAUUCGGCAAGAUCUAACGGUGCAGGGAAUUCGUACAGAGUUUACUGUAGAGGUUUACGAAACACAUGCCAGAAUUGCACUGGAAAAGGGUGACCAUGAAGAGUUUAACCAGUGUCAGGCACAGCUGAAAUCAUUGUAUGCUGAAAACCUUCCAGGAAAUGUUGGCGAGUUUACAGCUUACAGAAUCCUUUAUUAUAUUUUCACCAGCAAUUCAGGAGAUCUCACAACUGAACUGGCUUACUUAACCAAGUUUUUGAAGACUGAUCCUUAUGUAGCCCAUGCUUUAGCUGUGCGCACUGCCUGGGCCUUAGGAAACUACCAUCGUUUUUUUAAGUUGUACCGGAUAGCACCAUGCAUGUCUGGAUAUCUUAUGGAUAAAUUUGCUGAGAGAGAAAGGAAUUCUGCACUGAAGGCCAUGAUUAAAACUUUUCGUCCGGUGCUCCCAGUUUCCUACAUCCAGUCAGAGUUGGCCUUUGAGAAUGAGGAAGAAUGUCGGAAUUUCUUGGCCUCUCUGUCCCUUUCGUACACAGGAAACGACAUGAGCAAGAUAGACUGCAAGCAAAGCUUAGCAGUCUUACAAAAUUUUUAAAUAAAAGAAAAAUCAGAAGGUAGAAAAAACAGAAAACCAUGUCCACAGCAGCAGCUGUCUUUUGUGUGGCAUUCUUGCUCCAUCAAUUGCAGCUUUCUAGGUGGGAAGUGAAGAUGGUAAGAUGGUGGCUGAAUCUUGUGGUUACAAAUUCAGUAUCCAGUGUGGCGAAAACAUUCAAGUGUUUAGUCAUCGUGGUUUCAUUUCUCCCAUGUUACUCUUCAGUGGUCAUGGAGCUGAAGUGUAUUGGAAAUUUUUUUAAUUUAAAAUGGUGCUUUGUAUUGGUUCACAGUGUGACAGGAGGUUUAUGCUUCCGAAAUUGAAAUGUCAAGAACAGCUUUUUUAGAAUUACAUUUGCUGUACAUAUAUAGUUUAUAUAUAUAUAUGUAUAUAUAUAUAUUUAUAUAUUUUUGUAUCUCAUUUGAAAUUUGAGAAUACAACAUAAAACAGAAACCUGCACUGUGAUUGUUAAUUGCUGAGAGGGCAGAGUAUACAGCAGCAAUGAAGAGUAUAAAGUUGCCUAGCUGUAAACUUAGGAUUUCAAAAAUCUGUGGCAUUGGUCAAGGAAAGAAAAGAAAGAAUGGAUAGGAGUUGUGAAUCUCUGUGAGCAGCAGGAAGUCUUUCAACAUGUACAUUAUUGUCAUAUAAAAAGUUUGCUUUGUAAUUACAUUUGCUUGUAAUUAUUUGUUUUAAGUGUUGAAUUCUUUUUUGAAUUCCUGUACAGUAUUAUGUACAUAUGUAUUUAAUAUAUAAACUAUCCCUCAGUUUUGUUUCUGAGUGAUCAGUGCAGACGCUCUGUUUUGUAAAUGUUGGGAGUGGGUUAUACUUUGUACAUGUUGGUAUUGCCAUUUCCAGAUGGAACUAACAGUGUUUCAGUUUUUCUCUCUUCUUGAGCAUUUCUGCCCAGAUGUUGCAUCACGUUAAGAGGAAAGCAUUCUGGUGAGGGGAGCAUGGAGAAGCUGUCAGCAUCGAAGUAAGCAGACGCCUUCUAUGUGAAAGCACAAUCAUGUCACCUGAUCAGAGACUUUUGGUCAUGCACAUAAGAGACUGGAAGUAAUCUUGAAAGUCUUGUUGACGUUGAUCGAAAAAGAAGACGUCUGGCCACCCAUUGAUCAUCAGUCUGCAAGCAAAAUUCUAAAGGGCAUCAAAAUUCAUUGCUGUUAGAAUUUGUAAUGUUUCCAUGCAGUUAGGCUUUCCUCCAGACCCAUUUCUACCCCUCGUCCAAAUUUCCUUUGGUUCCCAUUUACUACUGAAGUUUGUGUAUUUUUUUUUUUCUUUUACAGGUAAAAUUAUCUUGGUAAACAUUGUUGGUCUUUCAGUAUUUUCACCUGCUUGUUUGUAAUUUGCUUGCUUUAUCUUUCCUCUCCCUUACUGUCAUUGUGUUCUGUUUGUAUUUUCAUAAAGUGCAAUUAAUUUGGAUUACAUUUUUGUUUAAAUGCUCCCUUUUUUUUUCAGAAAAAAAAAUUCUUACACAUGCCAGAAAAUAAAUAUUUCUUGGAAAAAACAUUAAUUGUAACAUUUUCUUGUAAACUGAUAAUUGGACCAAAAUGUGUUUGUCUUGUAGAAGCUGUUCUCAUUUGUAGGCACGUCCCCUUUAUGAUGCAUUGAUCUUCAAUAGUUUUGAUUUUGAGACUUGUGUUUUUCAAAAGGAUUAGGGAGGAAGCAAGAUGCUUCCUUUCUUGAUCAUGCUAGAUGUUGUUUGUGAUGUGUUUUCUAGUACCAGACUUAAUCUAUCAUCUUUACUUUGUUUCUAACUGUUGUUCAUAUUAACCAGUUACAUAGUAGAAAGCAAACGUUAAAGCUAUUUAUGUUGCAUUGACUGUUUUUGAUGUAGGUUUGUGUAGGUAGGACAUCAUCUUUGACAGUAUUGAUGCUGUUAGUCUUAAUAAAACAGCAAAUAGUUAUUCA
Messenger RNA from Protopterus annectens (West African lungfish), 3735 nucleotides. RefSeq names its product leukocyte receptor cluster member 8 (gene LENG8). The transcript is spliced from 11 exons. The coding region runs from base 1 to 1830 and encodes 609 amino acids. The record is from RefSeq and is a predicted model, not a curated record. Gene Ontology annotation, cellular component: nucleus. NCBI's taxonomy places the organism in Eukaryota, Metazoa, Chordata, Ceratodontiformes, Protopteridae.